CUUGAAAAAGAAACUUGCAUACCUUUAAUACAAAAUAAAGAUCCAAGUAUUAAAGACUAUGAUAUGAAUAAAAGUAAAAAUAUUCAUAAUAAUGAUAUUGUUAAUAAUGAAAUUGAUGAUUAUGAAAAUGAUUCUAAUAAUAAUAUUUCA
Molecule: messenger RNA, 150 nt
Organism: Scutellospora calospora
Lineage: Eukaryota; Fungi; Glomeromycota; Glomeromycetes; Diversisporales; Gigasporaceae
Source: the annotation of a GenBank genome assembly